AUGAAGAAAGGAAUGGACUUUUCAGAUAUAGUCGAUAAAAAUAAAAGAGAUGAACAGUUAAGGUUGCUAUCUAGUCAAGUAUCAUCAGAAAAUCGUGAGCGGUACUUGGCUAUUUUGAACGACUUCAGGGCAAAUUUCGAGAAUUUUGUAAAGCGCCACCAUUACAAAAUAAAUUCAGACCCUGAUUUUAGAGUAAAAUUUCUAGAAAUGUGCGAUAUUUUAUCAAUUGAUGUGCUGGAAUUAAGUCCAAGAAUAAGGCCUAACUUUUCUAGGGUUUUAGGAACAGUCAACUCUUUCCUGCCUGAAAUUUGUACCUUAAUGCUUGAAAUUUGCAUAAACACAAGGAAUGAAAAUGGAGGAAUAUGCGAACUAAGUUACUUGCUUGAAAUGUUUCCAAAAAGCUAUAAACUCACUCAAAACGAUUUGAUAAAGGCCUCAAAAGAGUUCAGGGUUUUUGGUGACUCAAUCAAAGUGGUUCAAGUAAACGACAAGUACUUCGUUGUUACUAAUCCAGACCUCUCGAACGUCCAUUGUGAAUGCCUUAAGGUGGCUACGGAACUGAAAAGAGGAAUCUCGUGUCUAGAUUUGUCAACACAUUUAGGUUGGACUGUAGAAAGGUCAAAGAUUGUGCUCAACCAACUAACAGCUUCACAGAUUACGUGGAUCGAUAUAAAUACAAACUCUGGUAUUGUUAAUAUAACUCUUCAAAUAAUUGUUACAGAGAACUCACUCGAAAAUCCAUAUUAUUGGUUCACAUCAUUAAUUAACACCUUUUAA
Theileria annulata is the source of this 777-nucleotide messenger RNA. Its product is annotated as eap30 subunit of ell complex, putative. The transcript has a single exon. The record is from RefSeq and is a predicted model, not a curated record. Gene Ontology annotation, cellular component: ESCRT II complex. Lineage: Eukaryota; Apicomplexa; Aconoidasida; Piroplasmida; Theileriidae. The coding region runs from base 1 to 777 and encodes 258 amino acids. Gene Ontology annotation, biological process: protein transport to vacuole involved in ubiquitin-dependent protein catabolic process via the multivesicular body sorting pathway.